Molecule: messenger RNA, 573 nt
Organism: Monoraphidium neglectum
Lineage: Eukaryota; Viridiplantae; Chlorophyta; Chlorophyceae; Sphaeropleales; Selenastraceae
Product: Pre-mRNA-splicing factor 18
Exons: 2
Coding region: 1-573 (190 amino acids)
Biological process (GO): RNA splicing; generation of catalytic spliceosome for second transesterification step
Cellular component (GO): U5 snRNP; U4/U6 x U5 tri-snRNP complex; U2-type post-spliceosomal complex
Source: RefSeq, a predicted model, not a curated record
AUGGUGACGGCCAUGCGUGAGCGCAACUACCUGGCGGCCAACGACGUGUACCUCAAGCUCGCCAUAGGCAACAGCCCCUGGCCCAUCGGCGUCACCAGCGUGGGCAUCCACGAGCGCAGCGCGCGCGAGAAGAUCUCGCACGUCAUGAACGCCAGCGGCAAGGCGCACAUCAUGAACGACGAGGCCACACGCAAGUACUUCCAGGCCAUCAAGCGCCUAGUCAGCAACCUGCAGCGCAUCUACCCCACCGACCCCUCCCGCUCCGUCGACUUCAACCUCACCGCCGGCGAGGGCCGCGGCGCAGCGGGCGGCGGCUCCCAGAAGGCGGCCCUGCUGGAGGCGCAGCAGCGCGGGGAGGUGCUGGCGCUGGCGGCGGCGCCGCACCACAUGGCGCCGGACGGCAGCGUGGCCAUCCCGCGCAAGUGGGACAACGUGCUCAACGAGCAGAUGCAGAAGGCGGGCGUGACGUCCGGUGGCGGCGGCGGCGGCGGUGGCGGGGGGCCGCCGCGGACGCCCCCGCGCUCCGGGACUCCCGGCAGCCGGCCUUACACGCCACCGGCGGUGGCAAAGUGA